This is a messenger RNA of Uloborus diversus, 536 nucleotides long. RefSeq names its product probable endochitinase. The record is from RefSeq and is a predicted model, not a curated record. Bases 1 to 393 code for a protein of 130 amino acids. NCBI's taxonomy places the organism in Eukaryota, Metazoa, Arthropoda, Arachnida, Araneae, Uloboridae. The transcript has 4 exons. Gene Ontology annotation, molecular function: chitin binding. Gene Ontology annotation, cellular component: extracellular region.
AUGAAUAACCAUCCUGCAGCAGUCCACUGUACUACUCCGUCUGAAAAACCAGAGUCAACAACGACGACAUCCAAUGCACUGUUUCCAUGUCCUGAUCCAGAGGGGCUCUAUCCAGUCACAGGGAAUUGCUCGUCUUUUUAUCAGUGUUCUGAAGGGAAGCCGUACUUUGCCAUAUGUCCAGAAGGUCUUCAUUUCAACAAAUUAUAUGACGUGUGUGAACAUCCUUGUGAUGCCAAAUGCGAUCCAACAAUAAACUGUUCAACAAGAAGAAAAAGAAGUUUUAGAGAAUUUCCUGAUAAAUUUGUCAAGAUUAUGGCAAAGAUUUUUCCUCUCAACAGUCAACAGCAGAAGAAGUUUAAAGCGAAUUCAAAGUUUUUUAAGCCAAAAUGGUGAUAAAAGUGAAAGCUAGUGAAUUUGUCGGCGUACUGUGCUGAUAAACAAACAUCUAUUUUUACACAAGUCCUUUCAAAUGCUCUCUACGUUUAUUUUUGUAUUAAAAUUUUUCAUAUCGUUUAAAAUGCUUUUUUAAAUUUUAU